Effrenium voratum is the source of this 444-nucleotide messenger RNA. NCBI's taxonomy places the organism in Eukaryota, Dinophyceae, Suessiales, Symbiodiniaceae. The record is from the annotation of a GenBank genome assembly.
AUGCACGACCUAGAUCUGGAGACCGGAGCGUCCCCCUUCGAGAAGGGCCGCGCCAAGAACGCAGGUGCCUUGAUGAGCAUAGACGAAAUGGCAGCGGAGUUGGAGAACAUGCCGCUGGACAACGCGUACCCCCGCGCGAAAGAGAAAGAGGGGAACCUGCUGAGCAAGUUCCAGUACGAGACGGCCAUGAAGCUCCAGUCCCGGCUGGAGAUGAGGGAUUUCGAGCGCAAGGACCAGGCGGAGCAUGUGCGCCUGGCGGACGUGGAGGGCGAGAUGCUGGAUCUGACCAUGGGCAAGGACAAUGAUGAGUCCAUCGGUGUGAGCGUCAUCAAGAGUCUGGAGGCUUUGACCAAGAAGACAGUCUUCCGGGGCAGCAAAGGCCAGGAAUGGCUUUCGCUCUUGCCGCUUUCGUCGGCCUUCACGCUUUCCACCUUUGCUCCGUGA